UUUUGAGCCUUAAAAGUGAUUAUAUUUUCCGCAUAAGUUGUGUAUCAUAGCCAUAGGUGGGGCAUUUGAGUGGAUGCAUGAAAAAUUCAUAUGAUUCGCGGCUGGAGCAAUUUGUGCCAGAGGUAUGAAAACCGGAGUGCUGUGAACGAACCGAAGAAAAACAAGCCGAGGAUCAAUAUUUGGCUUUAAUUUCACCGAAAGCCGCCAUCAAUUACACUCACCAGCACGUCUGAGCAUCAUCGCACACACAUCCAAUACCUACUGACUGCUGAAUCGUUUAGCACCGAACGAACUCUCGAACUGUGCGGGAAUAAAUACUGCUGAAACAUCACACAUCAGAACUCUGAAAGAAUCACACCUCCGCCAGCCGUUAAUUACACGCACGCCCGGUUCAUCACACUACACAACUUGCAACACCCGUACUUACCGUGCACCGUGAACUUACUGUUAUUCAUAAAUAUUCUCAAGAAAGUGCAACGAUACAUCCUACAUCUAGUCAUACCCCAAGUGAGCAUUGUUGAGCUAACAGGUGAUUGUCAGCGUCGUCGCAGAUUGAACGUUACACAGCGAGUUCAAAUGUUAUCGAUGCUUCAUUUGUAAACAUAUUGGCAAUAUUGGCGAUAGUUCCGAAGGCGAGUACAUCUCGAACCGUCCGGGGAGAGCAUCCACGCGAGUGCGAUCCCAGCCAAGAGAGAAAAUGAGUGAUACCACCAGUGGCAUAAGUGACGCUGGAGAGUUUCCCAGCAGCAGCAGCUCCUCCAUCCCGGCGACCAGUAGCGAGGACGAUAGACUGUUGGGUGAAACUGGGGCAGCGAACGUCGCCGUCGACGAAAUGACUGGCGCCAGCAAGGAGCAAAAUCCGGAAAAAGUGGAAAAUGCACAACUCCAGAGCACCGGCGACAACGUGGGCUCCCUGCUGUACUCCUUCGCCAAGAAGGUGGUGACAGUGGGUAUCAUUUACUUCGUCGGCUAUAUGGGCUGGUCGGUGGCAUGGUUGAUUACGCCGGUCAUACUGUCUGUGGCACGCGAGCAGUGGCGCAGCAAGAACGAGACUCGUCGCAAUGUGGCCAAAGCAUCGGCGAUGGCCAGUGAUAAAGAGGUCAUCCUGGCGCGGCUGGGUGACUUACCUGCCUGGGUAUUCUUUCCCGAUGUUGAGCGUUGUGAGUGGCUUAACAAGAUUCUCAAACAAGUAUGGCCCAAUGCAAACUUCUUCGCAAAGAACCUCAUCAAGGAGUCCAUCGAGCCAAACAUUCAACAAGCGCUGGCCGGAUACAAGUUGAACGGUUUCAAAUUCGACCGUAUGAUCCUGGGAACAAUCCCUCCACGAAUUGGCGGGGUGAAAGUGUACGAGAAGAACGUUUCUCGUAAUGAAAUCAUUAUGGAUUUGGAUCUGUUCUACGCCGGUGACUGUGAUAUCAAUUUCUCGCUGAGUGGAUUACGGGGUGGAAUUAAGGAUUUCCAGAUUCAUGGCACGGUGCGGGUCAUAAUGAAGCCACUUAUUUCCCAGAUGCCUCUGGUCGGUGGCCUGCAGAUAUUCUUCCUCAACAAUCCGAAUAUCGAUUUCAACCUGGUUGGAGUGGUUGAUCUGCUUGACAUGCCCGGGCUCAGUGAUAUUUUGAGGAAAAUUAUUGUGGAGCAAGUUGCUGCCAUCAUGGUGCUACCAAACAAGUUGCCAAUCAUUCUGAAUGAUGGUGUUCCGGCGCUUUCACUGAAAAUGCCUGAGCCGGAGGGUGUUCUCCGAAUCCACGUUGUCGAGGCGAAGGACCUGAUGAAAAAGGACAUCAGCGUGUUGGGCAAAGGCAAGUCCGAUCCGUAUGCUAUUGUUUCCGUUGGUGCCCAACAGUUCCGCACGCAAACCAUCGACAACACCGUCAAUCCCAAGUGGGACUACUGGUGCGAGGCUGAGGUAAACGCAACUUUAGGACAGGAAAUCGAACUCAACCUUUGGGAUUGGGAUCCUGGCUUCCCAGGGGUCCAGAAUGACGACUAUCUUGGCAGAGCCACAGUCGAAAUCAGCAGUGUUACCAAAAAUGGAGAAAUUGACACCUGGCUGACCCUUGAGCAAGCCAAGCAUGGUUUGGUGCAUCUGAGAUUGACCUGGUUCAGGCUAAGCGCUGACAAAAACGAUCUUAAGGCGGCCUUGGAAGAAACUCAACUGCUGCGUGUUACUUCGAUGAGCACUGCCCUAUUGACUGUGUUUAUAGAUUCAGCUAAGAAUCUGCCGCAAGCGCGUCAGCAAAGCCAACCAGAUCCAUAUCUGGUAUUGAGCGUUGGAAAGAAAACUGAACAAACUAGCGUCCAAAUGAGAACCGACGCCCCAGUAUGGGAACAAGGCUUCACAUUCUUGGUUGGCAACCCGGAUAAUGACACCUUGCAGUUGAAGGUGAUCGACCAAAAGACUGGCAAUACAUUGGGUACACUGAUCUACAUUCUGAGUGGGCUUAUGGAGAAGAAAAAUCUAGAACUGAUGUCCCAGCCGUUCCAGUUGCAGAAGUCAGGCCCUGAAACUAAGAUCGUCAUGUCUUUGUCACUCCGAGUAUUGAAGCGUAGUCGAGACACGGUCGAUGAUGCUACUUCCGAUAAGACCUCCACGUCCGAGGGAUACGGUGGCGAUAGUACCUUGUCGAGAUCAAGUUCCAUCAGAUCUGCUCCUACGCCAGUAGCAGAUUCGGCCACUUCGGAGCAAGCAGUAGCUACUUCCAUCAAGAGACAAGAAUCUCGCAAAUCAACGGCCUCUGGCAUCACCGACCAAAUGACCAUUCAUGAAGAACCGUUCGUUGUGUCCACACUCAAUACGGUCAUGAUGGCUACUCCACCCAGAAGCCCUAAUCUAAGCGAAAACGGAUCGGAACUUUUGCGGCGCAGCCCAAGUACCACUUCUUCUGCAGGAUCGGCUGGCCUUGGACGCAUUCAACUAACUAUUGCGUUUAGCGUGCAACGACAGCGGUUGCUCGUGAUUGUUCACAAAAUCAGCAACAUCCCGCAAAAAGAUCCAUCCAAUAUUCCGGAUCCAUAUGUUAAACUGUAUUUACUGCCCGGUCGAUCGAAAGAUUCCAAGCGGAAAACCAAUGUCGUUAAAGACAACUGCGAUCCGGUGUUCGACGCUACGUUUGAGUACAUAAUUUCGAAUGCUGAGCUGGUCAACUCAGAAUUGGAAGUCACUGUUUGCACACAGAAAGGAUUCUUCGGAAGCCCUGUCAUCGGAAUGCAAAAACUAACUUUAAGCGAUCCUGAUAUUGCAACGGCGCAAGGCGUAAAAGCAUGGUACGAUUUACUACCAGAAUCGAAGUUUGAAUAAGAUUUUAAGCGAGAAAAAGUGUUGGCAUAGCUUCACGAUUACAUUUACCAAUUUUCUCACAACACACUACAAAUAAUCCAGCAAACUACAUGAAAAUCAAACUUAAGCGAAUUUUAAUUCAUAUUUAUUCCUUUUAUACAAAAAAAUGCACUUUUUGCAAACAAAUUCGUCCACGAUUUUUUAUCUCUUACAUUCGAUCGCAUGUUCUAAAGAUUUUAUAUAAAAAAAGAGCACAAGCCAAGAUUUUCGUACGGCAUUACGAUUAAACCCCACUGAAAAUGAACAAUGGUGCAAAGCAUCUCUUAAGUAAUUUGUAGAUUGUAAACGAUAACUUCAAGUUCUAUACAGCAGAGAUUAUGAACAGAAAAUUUCAAAUUGUCUCCAAAUCGUGUCAAUUAGUAGGAAAAAAACCAACCCAAGAACAAACACAGAGUAAAAAAAAAACUGUACCAUAAAACAAUCAAUAGAUGCCUGGCAAGCUACCGCUCUCGAUCGAUACCCUACAGAAUAGUUGUGCUGCCUGCGGCCUUUAGUGUGUAGUGCGGGAGGCAAUGAACAAGUUGUGACAAAACAUUUUAAUCCGUAAAUUUGAUUCUAGUACACACGGAGCUUAUGGAAAUAAUGAUACAAUGCACGGAAGUAGUGAAACAGUUAGCUUUAUGCUCAUGAUAAUAUAUUUUUGUUGCUUAAAAGUCGUAGUUCUAGUUCAGCAGCGCAUAGAUAUGUAAGUCUUGUUAUGAACACUGUAUGAAAUGUGCUUUAAUCUUUGAAUUUGCUCUGAAACCAAUAUUGUAUUUGUAUUGAAAUCAACACAUGAUAGAAAUAAAGCGUACUUCAAAAUUUGUGUUUCAUCAAAUUAA
Messenger RNA from Aedes albopictus (Asian tiger mosquito), 4158 nucleotides. It is a transcript of the gene Esyt2, whose product is annotated as extended synaptotagmin-2. The transcript has 13 exons. Lineage: Eukaryota; Metazoa; Arthropoda; Insecta; Diptera; Culicidae. Gene Ontology annotation, molecular function: phosphatidylinositol binding; phosphatidylcholine binding; calcium-dependent phospholipid binding. The coding region runs from base 698 to 3298 and encodes 866 amino acids. Gene Ontology annotation, biological process: lipid transport. The record is from RefSeq and is a predicted model, not a curated record. Gene Ontology annotation, cellular component: endoplasmic reticulum membrane; extrinsic component of cytoplasmic side of plasma membrane.